Molecule: messenger RNA, 1025 nt
Organism: Entrophospora candida
Lineage: Eukaryota; Fungi; Glomeromycota; Glomeromycetes; Entrophosporales; Entrophosporaceae
Source: the annotation of a GenBank genome assembly
AUAAAAACAAUGAUUUAAGAAUUUUUACAUUGGGUAUUGGUGAUAGUGUUUCACAUAAUUUAGUGGAAUCAGUUGCUAGAGCUGGUAAUGGAUAUGCAGAAUUUGUUACUAAUAAAGAAAGAAUGGAUAAAAAAAUUUUGGGAAUGUUGAAAAAUGCUGUAAAACCACCUAUCAAUGAUUAUAAAAUUAAAUGGACAACAAGUUAUGACAAACAAGAUAAAGAUGAAGAUAAAUUCUUUAAUUAUUUUUUUUUUAAAAAACCUAAAAAAGACGUUGAAAAAUUAUUGGAAUGCAUUAAAUUACAACAAGCACCUUAUAAAAUACCAGAAAUUUACCCAGGUGUUAGGUUCAUAGUUUAUUGUAUUUUAUCAAAAGAUGUUCAACCAUCUAAUGAAAUUAUCUUGACAGCUAAAUCCUCAGAUGGACCAAUGAAACUGAAUAUACCAAUAGAUCAUGUAACCUUGACUGGAUCAAAAAUUCAUACACUGGCUGCCAGGAAACUUGUACAAGAUUUGGAAGAAAACAGAUCAUUUAUUCAUAAACAUCUUAAAUCUAAAGAUAAAACUAUUCCUGAUUAUAUGUUUAAAGAUUAUAUUGUUAACUUGGGAAUAAAAUAUAAUCUAAUGUCAAAAUAUACAAGAGAAAAGGAGGAAGAAGUAAAUGAACAUAAAAAACCAAAAAUUGAAAUACUCUUAAAAUUUUUGUCAUUACAAUCAUUUGAUGGUAAAUUUCAACCUAAAAAUGAAUUUUUUGAAUUUUUUGGAAAAAAUUCAUUGGAUGAAUUUAACUUUGAAAAUAAUUUUGAGAAUAAAGAUGAUGAGCAGCAAAAAGAGAAAUUAUGUACUAUUAUUGGAUUGAUUUAUUUAGAAGUAGUAAUGAUGAAGGAUUUUAAAGAUGAAUGUGAUAUUUGUUAUGAAAAAUCUAAAACAGCAUUAACAACUAAAUUUAAAGAUUAUAAUGAAGAGAAUGUUAAGAAUGUUAUGGAUAGUGUUAGGAAGUGGAUGAAUGAUUGGAUUAAAGAAUAA